This is a messenger RNA of Fukomys damarensis (Damara mole-rat), 2191 nucleotides long. It is a transcript of the gene Gprc5a, whose product is annotated as G protein-coupled receptor class C group 5 member A. Lineage: Eukaryota; Metazoa; Chordata; Mammalia; Rodentia; Bathyergidae. Gene Ontology annotation, biological process: G protein-coupled receptor signaling pathway. The transcript has 4 exons. Bases 156 to 1379 code for a protein of 407 amino acids. Gene Ontology annotation, molecular function: protein kinase activator activity; G protein-coupled receptor activity. The record is from RefSeq and is a predicted model, not a curated record. Gene Ontology annotation, cellular component: signaling receptor complex; intracellular membrane-bounded organelle; extracellular exosome.
AUCCGGAGCUCAGGACCAGCUGGGGUCCAGGAGAGCCAGGUUCCCAGCCCGACAGCUGCAGAAGCGACUGUGGUUCUGACAUCUGGAGCCUUUAUGGUUCACGCCCUGGCACGGUGACUUACUUUGCACAACAGCAGGAGCGCCCUGGGGCUGGGAUGGGCGUGUCCUCUCCCCGACUCUCCGCCCCUUGUCCCUGCGCUCACCCUCGGGACCGCAGCCUUUAUAACUGCGCUGCACAGCGAGGCGAGGGCGCGAUCCACCUCCGGACUCCAGGGCUACCGCUGAGCUCUCCGCUGGGGACCAGAAUGACCACACUCGCCCCCAAGGGCUGCCGCUCAAACCUGGACUCCAGGUACCACAGACUUUGUGAUCUGGCCACAGGCUGGGGCAUCGGCCUCGAGACGCUCGCUGCGGUGGGGGCGGCGACCUCGGUGGCCUUCAUGCUGGCCCUCCUGGCCCUCGUCUGCAAGGUGCAGGACUCUAACAGGCGCAAGAUGCUCCCGACCCAGUUUCUCUUCCUCCUGGGUGUGUUAGGGAUCUUCGGCCUCACCUUUGCCUUCAUCAUCAAACUGGACGGGGGCACGGGGCCCACCCGCUUCUUCCUCUUCGGCGUCCUCUUUGCCAUCUGCUUUUCCUGCCUCCUGGCCCAUGCUUUCCACUUGACCAAGCUCGUACGUGGGAGGAGGCCUCUGUCCUGGCUGGUGAUUCUGGGCUUGGCUUUGGGCUUCAGCUUGGUGCAGGAUGUCAUCGCUGUUGAGUACAUUGUCCUCAGCAUGAACAGGACCAACGUCAAUAUCUUUUCUGAGCUCCCUCUCCCUCGUCGCAACGAAGACUUUGUCAUGCUGCUCAUCUACGUCUUCUUUUUGAUGCUGCUGACCUUCCUCGUGUCCUUCUUCGUCUUCUGUGGCCCCUUUGCCAGCUGGAAGAGACACGGGGCCCACAUAUGCCUCACCAUGAUCCUCUCCAUCGCCGUCUGGGUGGUGUGGAUCGUCUUGCUCUUGAUUUCCUCCCUCGACCCCAGAUGGGAUGAUGCCAUCCUCGGCACGGCCUUGGUUGUCAAUGGCUGGGUUUUCCUGUUGUUUUAUGUCUUACCUGAGUUUCUGCUGCUCCCAAAGCAGCAAAGCCCCAUGGAUUACCCAGUGGAAGAUGCUUUUUGUAAACCUCAACACAUGAAGCAGAGCCAUGGUGCAGAGAACAAAGCCUACACUCAAGAGGAAAUCACUCCAGGCUUUGAAGAGUCCCCUGAUGCGUUGUAUGCUCCUUACUCCACCCAUUUCCAGCUACAGAACCGGUCUCCUCAGAAAGAUUUCUCCAUCCCACGGGCCCAGGCUCAGCCCAGCCCUUACAAUAAUUAUGAAGGAAGGAAAGAGGGCAGAUAACUCUGUUCUGAAGAGUGGCAGACGCAGUGGGGAGCCCCAAGGGCUGUGGACUGAAUCCGGAAUCUUCUGGAACUGUACAGAACGUCCGCCACAGGAGGGCUCACUGCCUCUCAGCCCGGCCACUGCUGUUGGUGCUGAUGGUGGCCAAUAAGACUCCAGUUCUUUGCAGUGUCAUGCUUUUCCUUUGUCCCAUACUUAGGAUACCUCUGUGGAGUGGAAGUCUUGGUCAACUCAGGGUCAGACUCUUCCUAUUCUCUCGGUGUGAUUAGAGGUUUGGUCACCUGACCACACGCUGGCUUGCGCAGCUUUGGGAGCGGGCUCAUCUAACUCAGAGCGGGUUUCAUGAGGAUUGCUUGGCCCAGAGCAGAGCGGCAUAUUUGAGCAAAACCAGCCAACCUGAGUCUCAGCCCAUACCGUCUAAUUCUACCCUGGAAGCCAGCCUGCCUUUCUACCCAGGCCAGGCUAGGGGUCACCGUAAAGCUGCUCCUCCUGUGUGGCCUGGGAAGCUCCCCAGCAGCAGCUCACAGGGUGCCCCUCUUGUACAAGCCCUGGCUUGCUGUCAGCCCCCCAAUGGACUUGCACCCUUGGGCUCUGCAGGGUGUCCUUCCAGAACUCACUGGUAUGGACAAGCCGAGCUUCUCCUUGCCAUCCGUUCCUGGUGUAGAUCUUUCUCCCACCCCUUGUCCCUCAGUCUCUGUAAAUAGAUUUGUGCUUUGCUCACCUCCCAAAUUCUGUACCUGGGCAUUGUCUGCACUUGGGGAAUGUUUGUUGGGUGGUAAGUUAUUCAUCUGGAUACGCAAUAAAGAUGUGGC